CUGAAACGGCGCAUGCGCGCUAUGCCGGGGCCUCCGCGCCGCGUUUCAGGCCCGGGCUCGGCGGUGAGGAACGGCACCCAGCGCGGCUUCCGACGGCGCCUUCGGCCCUCCGGGGAACAGAACCUACGUGGUCCACAGUUCCACCGAGGUGCCAGGCACGAGCCGAGGCCGCCAGCGUAGAAUGCUGUGCGCAGCCUGGUUGAUUCCAACAUGCAUCGCCUUGCAUCUCACGUUCGGAAUCGGUUACUGCCAGUACAAUCAUCAGCCACCGGAGCAGCUGGAAAAUAUAACGGACAUAUUGAAGAACAUUCUAGAGGGAUAUGACAUUCGGCUACGCCCAAAUUUCGGAGGAAAACCUCUCUUCAUCGGUAUGGACAUAAACAUUGCCAGCUUUGACAGCAUAUCAGAAGUCAAUAUGGACUACACGAUAACCCUGUACCUGAAUCAAUAUUGGCGUGACGAGAGGCUUACAUUUAGCAAGGAGAAGUAUGAGCUGACGCUGUCCGGUGACUUCGCCGAGAAAAUUUGGGUGCCGGACACAUUCUUCGCCAACGACAAAAACUCAUUCCUCCACGACGUUACAGAGAAGAACAAGAUGGUGCGGCUUCAGUCCGACGGACACAUCACCUAUGGCAUGAGGUUCACAACUACUUUGGCCUGUAUGAUGGACUUGCACUACUAUCCACUGGACUCUCAAAACUGCACGGUCGAAAUUGAGAGCUAUGGAUACACAGUGUCCGACGUGGUAAUGUUCUGGAAAGAUCCAGAGCCCGUCGUCGGGGUUGAGCAGUCUGAACUUCCGCAAUUCUCGAUCAUCAGAUACGAGACGACUGACCGAAAGGAGAAGCUCGCCACCGGAACAUAUCAACGACUAUCGCUAAGUUUUGAGCUCAAGAGGAACAUCGGAUACUUCAUCUUUCAGACAUAUCUUCCAUCAAUUUUGAUUGUGAUGUUGUCAUGGGUGUCCUUUUGGAUCAACCAUGAGGCGACGUCCGCCAGAGUCGCCCUUGGCAUCACGACGGUGCUGACGAUGACAACCAUCAGCACUGGAGUGCGGUCUUCCCUUCCGAGGAUAUCGUACGUCAAGGCCAUUGACAUCUACCUCGUCAUGUGCUUCGUGUUCGUGUUCGCUGCGCUGCUCGAGUACGCGGCCGUCAACUACACCUACUGGGGUGCCCGGGCCAAGAAGAAGACGAAGAAGAACAAGGAAACCAAGAUUCAUCCACCUCCUCCACCCACCACGGAUUCACCUUAUCCAAACAACGAGGAGAUCAUCGAGUUGCACGACGUGCGGCUGUCACCGAUCCCGUGCCUCCGCAACCGGCACCGGCCCUUGUCGGCGCCUGGCAGCGACAGCGAGCUGAAGUUCCCGCCAUCGUUCCGCAUGACGGGCCGCUUUCCGUACAACUCACGCACUCUUCCGGCGGGUGCCUGCUACCGAGGCGCCGGACUGCGAGCCGCGGCGGACUACGGCGGCGGCGGAUUCGCGCGAAGGCCUCGCGUUUUCCAGACGCUGCGGCGAGGCGCGAGUGCCAUCAGGGCCUCCAUGCCGCGCAUCAAGGACGUCAACAAGAUCGACAAGUACUCGAGGGUCAUCUUUCCCAUCUCGUACCUCGUGUUCAACGCCAUCUACUGGUGUUUCUACCUCAUGUGAUUUGAUGCCUGCUGUUUCCAGCGAAACCUGGCUUCCACCCAGAGCUGCGCGAAAAAACGAGGGAACGAAACACCCGAUUGACAUUCGAUGAGCUCUUGCCGCUCCGGCGUCGAUGAACUGGUGCAUAGAUGAUAUUACCAUGGCGGUUGAAGUGCGGAACGUCUUGGACGUAAGCGAAUGAAUCUCGCGGCAACCUAAGCAAGACUAGCACUAACAUCGAGGACAACAUUCACUGGGCGAGUUGGUGUCAUGGCAUUAUUGAUCAGCAGCUCCAAGUACGCAGACGCACAACACAAAAGAACGGGGGUUACAACAGGACAGUCCGCCUGGUACGAGCGAGAAUUGCCGAUAAGCUAGAGUAGUGGGCCCUAAGCCGUGGAAACAAGUCUACCUUAGGGCGCGCUCCUAAAUGUGACGCACUGUCCUGCUGCUUUUAUUUUUUGUGCUUGUGAGUGUGCCUGCGUACGUAUCGCCAUUGAUCAAUAAUCGAGAACAAACGCAUUCAUUGCAGUGGUCCAAGUUGAGCCAAUAAGUUAUCCUCCCAUCUUUUUUGUUUAUUGCAUUGUAGUGUACCUAAAGAUCAGUAGUCACUUCGCUAUGAUGAAUGCCAAAUUUAUUGUGGCUAGUAUGGUGUGCUAGAGCGCCGCCGUUACGGUGAUGAGCUUUCAAGAAUACCCCUCGCAUUCAUGACCACUCGUGAACUCUUUUCGACGCAAGGCCGUUUGAAACGACUUGCUUGAGCUUUUUCGUGCAGCUUCUCGAGGACUGAGAGGCCCAUAUUUGAACCAAAGCUAAGCUACACGCUUCAAGAAUGAAUGUUCAUAACGCCAGGUUUUUAGUACUGUACGUUGAGCACACUAACUACCACGGACAUUGAUUACAACAGUUGGCUCUACACUUCUGCAAAGGUUAAGUGAUGGACACAACAGUAGUGUUUGGAAUCGAGCAUAUGAAGCGCAAAUUUAGUCAUUGCUUCAAACAGGCGGCUUCUGGUUCCAGACCAUGCGUAACAGACAGUUGCACGACUGUAAAGAUUCAGGUGGCAGUACACAAGGCUUCACUUAAAGUGAAACACUUUCGGGUGCUAUAAAAAAAUGCAGAUUGCAUGGAGCACACGAGAGUGUUUUUUUAGUACCAACAGAGCACCAGUUAUGAGCCAUGACUGUUCAAGGUUUUAAUUAAGGAAUAAAUUCUAGCUGAGAUAUUGUGUUACAUGUUAAAACUUCUCACUUCAGGAGAAACAAAGCCCUAUUCAUUCUGGUGCAGCGUCGUCGCGAGCACGAGAACAAAGAAAUAUUUGCGAAAUAGCAUAUAGAGCUGUUGAAUAUUGCUGGUCUCCAUGUCACUAAGGAAGCGUUUGUUUACAAUUGAGCUCAAAAGUGAGAGCUGAAAUAGAGCCUGAUGAAGAAAAUAAGAAAAAGAGAGUAAGGUUCAAAUAAGAGGAAAUUGUACGAUUUACAUAGGCCUAAUAAAAUACUAUUGCCAUUUUUAAAGAUUUCCCGUUUACAGCGCUAAUGUUGCAUACGUAACUGAAUAGAAUUGUUGAUAUGAAUAUUCAGUCUAUUGCUCGCGAUGAAGACAUUGUCCAAAUGGUUCUGCCAAGCUUUACGUAGACUGCCACAGCACGAAAUGCAGGUAAAAAUGGCUUGUGCUUUACUUUUCGUGGAUAGUGAUUACGCGCUCGUUCACAUUAUUGACCCGGUUUUGAGCUUAAGCCAAUGUACCUAUGCAAGGCGAAUAUGUAAUUAUUCUCUCCAACAUUGUGCUGUUCAAAGAUACACACUGGUUGCUAAAGACAACCACUGGAGAGCACUGAAACAAGCUGUUUUCCAUUGUCCGCUUGUCAUCACCUUUUUAAACGUGAAUGAUGCUUCACGGAAUUUUCAGUAGCUCAAAAUGGCCCCUUUUCUGCAGCCAAUAACCCUUUAAUAUCUUUGAUAAUUGGUCUUUAUCACACUGUAACGACCAACUAUUGUGUAUUCCCGUGUUACUAUUUAGAUUGAUAUGUACGCCAUCUAUGAUAACGUACUUAAUAGAGCCAAAUCCUCAGUUUUCAGAGGAACACGCCUAAUGCUUUCUACGAAACAUGACAUAGAGAAAAGGUCCUCUAGGAACUAAGUGUGGUGACUAAUUGAGUGAUUGAUAUGUGGGGUUUAAUGUCCCGAAACCACCAUAUGAUUAUGAGAGACGCCGUAAUGGAGGGCUCCGGAAAUUUCAACCACCUGGGGUUCUUUAACGUGCACCCAAAUCUGAGCACACGGGCCUACAACGUUUCCGCCUCCAUCGGAAUUGCAGCCGCCGCCGCCUAGAUUUGAUCCCGCGACCAGCAGGUCAGCAGCCGAGUACCUUAGCCACUAGACCACCACGGCGGGGCCAGUGUGGUGACUAAGUAAACGCAUAUGGUACCGAGCACUUUUUGCAUAUGACAACAAAAAGGUAUUGUGAAAGGUUGACGCCUGUCUUAAGUCUUCUAUUUACUAGUCAAACGAGCAAAGCGGAGUGUCUGGUACUGGUAAUCAGCUUCAUCUUCCGCUAAAGCUGAAGGAAGGCAGAGCAAGAUCGCAGUGGUUGUCCCGCUAAAAAAGCAGUGCUUAUGAGGAAGGAGCGUUAAAAAUUGUCAUCCGGGUAAGCAAGCGCACUUAUCUAACUUUGUAAAUGCAUGACACCCUUUCCGAGUAUUCACUCAUUGAACUUUCAAAGCGGCAAUAUGUAUCAGCAUCAACUAAAAGAGAUGAAAAAAAAAAACACGCCACCACAUAAUCAAGUCGAACACAAAGUGUCGACUGCGCUGCAGGAGGAAGGACGAAAACUAGUUGAAGAAGGUUAAUAAACCGGAAGCGGUUCUGCGACACUGUUUUGGCGGUGGUGCAAUUGUCACUCCCAGAUUUACUACAGAUGUACUACUCUUGAACGGUCAUUACCAAAGAAAGGAGCGAUUACCAGCUUUGCCAAUCUCGUGUGAGUUGGCAGCGUACUUCAAUAAGAAAAAAACAUCAGUGACGUGAUUGUGUUGUCACGCCACUAUCAUAGAUGCUUGUCUGUACGUUUCUUUUGUUUUUUUACCUUGCCUUCAAAUAUAGCCAUUGAUAGGUUUUAGAAAGAGCGUUUAAGUAGGCGGAGAAAGAGAAUCAGAGGUGACACAUCAUUAAGACGAAACGUCCUGGCUAUCCUCUGAUCUACGCAGCUUCAUUUCCAACUGGUGUUUGUAUAUGUAUUCAGAUUACAGAUUACACAAACGACACUGUUCAUAUCUAUAAAAAAUACAUGUAUAAACGCCGAAGUCGCGCUUGUGCUUUUGGGUGGAGAAAACAAGGUGUUUCCCACCAAUCAUCGUUAAGAGAUCUUUUUCCUCUCUCUGUUUGUCGUUGACUUAGUGUGAGAACGCAGUACGAGCAAGUUCACAAACGCGACGGGUUUCUUUACGGAAGUGUCGCGAAUUAAUAAAGAUUGUUUAUAUUUCGUCAAAAA
This is a messenger RNA of Rhipicephalus microplus (southern cattle tick), 5122 nucleotides long. RefSeq names its product gamma-aminobutyric acid receptor subunit beta-like. The record is from RefSeq and is a predicted model, not a curated record. NCBI's taxonomy places the organism in Eukaryota, Metazoa, Arthropoda, Arachnida, Ixodida, Ixodidae. Gene Ontology annotation, biological process: monoatomic ion transmembrane transport. Gene Ontology annotation, cellular component: membrane. Gene Ontology annotation, molecular function: GABA-A receptor activity; extracellular ligand-gated monoatomic ion channel activity.